GCCCACCGCCUUCCCGGUGGAGGGCGGGUGCAGUGCGCAUGCCCGCGUCCGGGUCAGCGGGUCAGCGCGUCUGACUGGCUGCGGGGCCGCGGGGACUCGCGGUAAAUGGCGCUGGUGGCGCGAAAGUUGAGUGUCGGGUGCGCAGAGCUUUCGGGGCGAUGUGUAGCGACUUCCACAGGGCUGAGUCUGGGACGCAGCUCCUUGCCCGACUUGAAGGUAGAAGUUCCUUGAAAGAAAUAGAACCGUAUCUAUUUGCUGAUGAAGAUUCAUCUGUCCAUGGUGACAUUCUUGAAUUUCAUGGUCCAGAGGGAACCGGAAAAACAGAAAUGCUUUAUCACUUGACAGCGCGGUGUGUGCUUCCAAAAUCGGAAGGCGGGCUGGAAGUAGAAGUCUUGUUUAUUGAUACAGAUUAUCGCUUUGACAUGCUCCGGCUCGUUACGAUUCUGGAGCGCAGACUGUCCGGCGGGUCCGGCGGGUCUGAAGACGCGGUGAAGCGGUGCCUCGGAAGGCUCUUUGUGGUCAGCUGUGGCAGCAGCACGCACCUGCUCCUCACCCUGCACUCCCUAGAAAGCACCGUCUGUGGCCACCCUUCCCUCUGCCUUCUGAUCUUGGAUAGCCUGUCCGCCUUUUACUGGAUAGACCGCGCCAACGGAGGGGAGAGCGUUAACUCCCAGGAGUCCGCUCUGAAGAAGUGUUCUCAGUUCUUAGAGAAACUUGCACACGAGUAUCGCUUAGUUGUUUUUGCAACCACACAAAGCCUAAUGCAGAAAGCCUCCGCCUGGACCGAAGGGCCUUCCUCGGCCGAAGCGGACUACAGGCCCUAUCUCUGUUCACUUCUCUUGCCGGUUUCCCGAGCCAAGUCACUGAAAUUCAUCUGCCACUUUCGGGUGCCUGCGUGACCUCGUCCCAAUUCAGCAACACAGAAUAAGAGGAAGAAUUUACUUCUGCCCAACAGUCUUUUGAAUAUUUGAUAACCAAUAACCUUACAGACAAAACUGUGUGACACAACCCAGAUCAUCCCCGCUGAGUUUCCUUCUAUCCCUUUCUGCAGCACUUGCCUGAAAAGAAAGCCUCUUGGGCGUUGAAGGAUCGCUCUGCAACGUGAUCGCGAUCCACGAUCAUCUUAAGUCUAAACUGAACAGCAAUACGCUGGAACUUUGGGAAAAUCUGAAUCUUAGACUAUUUUGACAGAAAUGCAGUUUAAUUAUUUCCUAUGUCCCCUGGGGCUUUAAUAAGUUGCUGAUGGCUGGCUUUCUUUAAUUAAAUGAAUUAUUUGUAAUGAA
Messenger RNA from Felis catus (domestic cat), 1283 nucleotides. RefSeq names its product X-ray repair cross complementing 2 (gene XRCC2). The coding region runs from base 159 to 899 and encodes 246 amino acids. The transcript is spliced from 4 exons. Gene Ontology annotation, biological process: double-strand break repair via homologous recombination; DNA strand invasion. Gene Ontology annotation, cellular component: replication fork; Rad51B-Rad51C-Rad51D-XRCC2 complex; centrosome. The record is from RefSeq and is a predicted model, not a curated record. Gene Ontology annotation, molecular function: ATP-dependent DNA damage sensor activity; four-way junction DNA binding; ATP binding. Lineage: Eukaryota; Metazoa; Chordata; Mammalia; Carnivora; Felidae.